AUGGCUUCUCCUACUUCGCCCACAUCUCCAACAAGCAGCGCUGCAUCGAGGGCCUCGUUCGACCCGGACAGCAACCAGUCGCUCACCCUCGAGCAUCUUGUGAACCACUUUGUGGCCGCCAAACGCUCACUCAACACACAGACAGUCCUAUGGCGGGCGACGGACAUUGUCAGCACCGCGCGCGAGCUGCUCGAGGAGAAUGCCGUCCUUGCCGCCAAGAACACGGCGAUACGCAACAUUGUAGAGCAGCAGGUCGACUCGCUGGAAGCUGUGCGCCGCGGCAUGGAUGUGGUCGAGGCUGAGGUGCAGACCGAGUUCAAGCAGAUACUGCACCAUGUCGACACGUCGUUUGCCGGCCUCAACUCCACGCUUGCUGUUCUGCGCGAGACGCCCAUCGAGGCCGUCCUGCAGCCCCAGGGAACCCCUCAGAAGCACCUCUACGACUUCAUCGACAGCGCCACCGUCUCCAACCUCGAGGCUACACUGCGCGCCUGCAUCGACCGCUACAACGAGGCGCAUGCCACGCUCGACGAAAGUUCCGAUGCCUUUGACACUUCGCUCGAUAACCUCUACUCGUCUAUCGAUAACGUCCCCAUGACGCCCACCACUAUCUCGGCCCCGAGCCCAAUACCCACCCUGUACCACAAUCUCGAAGGACACGCCAAAGAAGCCGCACAGGCCUUCCAGUCACUGGUCCAGCACUACGAUCUGUGCAUUACAGCUUUGCGACACACGGAAGGCGGGUCUGCUGCUGCCACGCAGGCUACAGGCGAUGCGCCCAUGUACUCUGCCGACGACGGUGCUGCGCCACCCGAGCCCAUGAGCGAGGACGAGCGAUGCGACAUGCUCAACGUGCUGCAAAAGGAUGCGCGCCAAGUCGAGGAUGUCGUGGCAGAGAUACAGGAAAGAGGCUCGGAAAUGACGUUCCUCCUCAGCCAGAUUGAGAACCAUGUCAACCACCUCCGCAGCGAGGCAUCGGCUUUGUCGAGCAUAUUGCAAAUGAUUGCACACAUUACAGUCGAGGUCAGGCGUCAUAUUGCCACAUCGCGCGCCUUCCACGUCUCAUGGCUACAAGACACGCGGCCCAAUCUGCUCAACGGCAUCGACGAGUGGGAGAACCAGCGGGAAUUCUACGAACGCUUUGACCUUGCGUAUGCCGAGCUCUUGGUCGAGAUCUCGUCACGGCGCAGAAGGCACGAGAAGGCCAAGCGCAAGGCAGAAGAGGCGCAAAAGGAGCUGGACCGGUUGCGUUUAGAAGACGAGCGCGCGAGAGAACAAUUUACCUUGGCGCAGGGAGACUUUCUGCCACUAGACAUAUGGCCGGGACUGAGGGAUCCGCCGAGACAGUACCAAGUCCGAGCUGUCCCGAUUGCCACGGACAAGCAGGACGACAACAUGCAAGAUGACGAUGGGUGGGGCGAGGGCGGUGGGGUUCAGAGCAUACCACAGCUCGGCAGGAAUGUUGUCGAACGGGCGCUGAUGAGGGUGAAGAGGCGCAUGUAG
Messenger RNA from Exserohilum turcica Et28A, 1503 nucleotides. RefSeq lists its product as uncharacterized. Bases 1 to 1503 code for a protein of 500 amino acids. Lineage: Eukaryota; Fungi; Ascomycota; Dothideomycetes; Pleosporales; Pleosporaceae. The transcript has a single exon. Gene Ontology annotation, cellular component: phagophore assembly site; Atg1/ULK1 kinase complex. Gene Ontology annotation, molecular function: protein kinase activator activity; molecular adaptor activity. The record is from RefSeq and is a predicted model, not a curated record. Gene Ontology annotation, biological process: autophagy of mitochondrion; activation of protein kinase activity; autophagy of peroxisome.